UGGCACGGGCGCCGUCCAAUGGGCGGGCACGCCAGGGCGGACCCUCGCGCGCACGUCCAAUCGGCUAGCCCCUUCCUGGGUGGGGAGGCGGGCGGAAGAGCAAGGCGGAAGCGGCCGCCAUGGAGCCGCUGGUGCAACACAUGCAACGCUUCUCCCAAGUGCUGGCCGUGUCGCGUGGGGCGGAGGUGCGCUCCUGGGAUGCCACGACGGUGCGCCGGGCGCUGCAGUGGGCGCGCUACCUGCUGCACGUGUACCGACGCUUCGCGGCGCGGGGCCGCGCGCGGGAGGCGCUGGAGAGGCGGCUGCAGGCGCGGGCCGGGCCGCCGGGGCUGCGCAGCUUCGCGGCGCUCGAGUGCGGGGACGCGCGCCUCGCCCUGCGCCUGCUGAGGAACCGCGCGCUCGCGCCCGCCGCCGCCCGCGCGCUGCCGAGCCUGCUGUUCCCGGGCCCCGCGGCCGACGCCCGGGACGACGCGCCGCAGCCGCGCUUGGUGCUGCUGGCGCGCCGCGGGAGCGCGCUGCACCUGCUGCUCCGCCUCGGCGGCCACGCGCCCCGGGCCGCGCUGCUGCGCACGCACGCGGAGCUGCUGCGCGCGCGCCUCCGCGAGCUGCCCGGCGCCGAGCCCACGGCCCGACGGGAGCUGCUGGAGGCGCUGUGGACGCGCGGGCCCCGGGAGCACGUGCUGAGCGUGGCGGCCGAGGCGCUGCUGCGCGCCGCAGACCUGGGCCUUGCCGGCGGCGGCGCCGACGAGCCGGCGGCGGCGGAAGAGACAGCGGAGCUGCUGCGGUGGCUUCUAGACAGCCCCGAGGUCUUGGCCGCUUUCUGUCGCCAGCUGCCCGCCGUGCGCCUGGCCUCCUUGGCCAGCUGCCACCCGGCGCUGUCGCGCGCCUACCUGGGCCUGCUGGCAAGCUGGGCCGUGCAGCUGCACUAUGACCUGCGAAAGGGCUCUUGGGUCCCCGUGCAGCCUGAGGACAUGACCUGGGAGGAGUUGUGCCUGCGGCUGCAGAGCUUGUGCCAGGCCCCACCACCCAUGCAGGAAGAGGUGCUAGAGACUCUGCGCGCCAGCAAAGCCCUGGAUGGAGAUUUCGAGGUUCCCGGGAUCAGCAUCUGGACGGACCUGUUGCUGGCCCUGCCCGGUGCUGCUUGACUCUGAGUGUGGGGACAUCCGGGGAAGGGAGUCUCAAGUCCCAGGCAGAGCAUGUGGACAGACCAGUCUCAGGGAGCGAUGUAGGGAUCAGCAGACAUCUCACCCAAGCCUCUGAUCUCUGUGCACAGUGUUUACAAAAUGUCAGUGUUCUCAACGACGUCCUGUACUACAUGGGCCCAGAACUCAAGAUUUAGGUGCCGGAUUUAAGUGUCUCAAUACAAGUACAGAUAGUUUUUAAAACCCUGAGUUUUCUAGAUACCGGAAAUAGUGUUACUUCCCAUCUGUUGGUGGACCCGAAAUCUUGCCCAUGUUCGGCAAGCACCACAUCCCUACCCUUGGAAGAACUCUUCAAGCCGUGGAAUUUUAAGCUUGUUUUGUAUAAGGCUAAUUUGUAUGAAUACUAAAAGUAGAUGCACUUUUUAAAGGAAAAAGCUUUAG
Phodopus roborovskii (desert hamster) is the source of this 1583-nucleotide messenger RNA. It is a transcript of the gene Fancf, whose product is annotated as FA complementation group F. NCBI's taxonomy places the organism in Eukaryota, Metazoa, Chordata, Mammalia, Rodentia, Cricetidae. The transcript has a single exon. Gene Ontology annotation, biological process: interstrand cross-link repair. Bases 120 to 1145 code for a protein of 341 amino acids. The record is from RefSeq and is a predicted model, not a curated record. Gene Ontology annotation, cellular component: Fanconi anaemia nuclear complex.